Messenger RNA from Nelumbo nucifera (sacred lotus), 4214 nucleotides. NCBI's taxonomy places the organism in Eukaryota, Viridiplantae, Streptophyta, Magnoliopsida, Proteales, Nelumbonaceae. The record is from RefSeq and is a predicted model, not a curated record.
CCAUGAACCAAAAUUGUGGGGACGCGUGAUGUCAUCACAUCGACUGCCGGUUCCUAUUGCUGAGUAUCAGCACCUGCGCGCUGCGCCUCCAACAACUGAACAAAGACACUCGAUCGAAAUCGAACAAAGCAGAAUAGCCUCUCCGCUUCUGGCCUUUCACUUCAUGGUAUCCGCAACAAAUCAAUCUCUGCACCAGCAAAAUGAGGAUUUGCAGAUCUUUCCCUUUACGAACUUUCAUCCAACAAUACACUCUCAAGAAUAUAUGUGCCAUAAAUCAAGGUCUGUCCCCUGCAUUUCUAUGUUCAACCUCUAUUUCUGAUACUUCACUAGAAAGGACCUACCAACCUUCGAUCACCCUCGAAGACAACGAAAAGGACACUGUAGAACUCGUAAAGAAAGCAGCCUCAGAUUCUCAGUGGCAUUUGAUCGAACAAGUUUCCUCAAAACUCACUCCAUCCUUGAUUUAUAAUAUCCUCUUUAACCUCCGAGGAUCGCCAGAUGCUGUUCUAGCGUUCAUAGAAAAAUUGGGUAUUAAUCGCCUCGAUCUCCAAUGCGUUUGCCUCGCUGUAGGUAUAAGCUCUCGCAAUCCAUCUUCACAACCCGCUCUGCAGCUCAUGAAGCGAGCCGUUGAUGGUGGCAUUGCGACACACUGGGAGAUCUUUGAUGAGUUAUUGCUCGUUCACGAGCGGUUGAACUUAUCAAGUUCAGUUGUUUUUGAUUUGCUGAUGAGGGCUUUUUCUGGAUUGAAGAGACCGGGCGAGGCUUUUGAGUGUUUUUACAUGAUGAAGGAUCGGGGGAUUCUUCCGAAGAUUGAAACUUGCAAUGAUCUACUGAGUUUGCUUUUAAAACUGAAUCAAAAUGAGACGGCUUGGGUUUUGUAUGCUGAAAUGUUCAGGUUGAGGAUUCAUUCGACUGUUGUCACGUUCAACAUAAUGAUUAAUGUGUUGUGUAAAGAAGGGAAGUUGAAGAAAGCGAAGGCUUUUAUGGGAAACAUGGAGGGAUUGGGCUUUAAACCUAAUGCAGUGACUUACAACACGAUCAUCAAUGGGUAUAUUUCAAGAGGAAAACUCGAAGGCGCCUAUGAAGUCUUUGAGGCCAUGAAACGGAAAGGCAUCAAUCCAGAUUCUUACACAUAUAGCUCGCUGAUAUGUGGGUUGUGCAAGGAAGGACGACUCGAUGAAGCAUCAGAACUGUUUGGAAAAAUGACUGAGAAAAAGUUGGUUCCUACUGCUAUUACUUACAACACGUUGAUUGAUGGAUACUGCAAUAAGGGGAAUUUGGUUAUGGCCUUCAAGUAUAGGGAUGAGAUGGUCAACAAAGGCAUAGAGCCAAUAGUCUCCACGUUCAAUAUGCUCAUUCAUGCAUUGUUUAUGGAUGGUAGGACAGCAGAAGCAGAUGCUUUGAUCAAGGAAAUGGUGGCAAAGGACAUAGCUCCUGAUUCUAUAACUUAUCAUAUAUUGAUCAAUGGGUACUGUAGGGAAGGGAAUGUGAAGAAGGCCUUUGACCUCCAUGCGGAGAUGUUGAGUAAAGGUAUCCAUCCUACAUCUAAGACUUACACAUCCCUUAUCUAUGUGCUGAGCAGGCACCGUAGAAUGACCGAUGCAGAUAAGUUAUUUGAGCAUGCAGUGGGCAAAGGGUUGUCCCCUGAUAACAUAAUGUUCAAUGCCUUGAUUGAUGGCCACUGUGUGAAUGGGAAUAUGGAGCGUGCUUUUAUGCUUUUAAAGGAGAUGGAUAGGAAAAAGGUUCCGCCCGAUGAGGUGACAUACAAUACAUUGAUGCAAGGGUUCUGUAGGGAGGGAAAAGUUGAUGAAGCUCGUGGGCUUCUUGAUGAAAUGAAGAAAAGGGGGAUCAAACCUGAUCAUAUCAGUUAUAAUACACUCAUUAGUGGGUACAGUAGAAAAGGUGAUAUGAAGGAUGCUUUUAAAGUUCGCGAUGAGAUGUUGAGUAAAGGUUUCAAUCCCACCCUUCUCACUUAUAAUGCUCUUAUUCAAGGGCUAUGCAAAAACAAGGAGGGAGAUCAUGCUGAAGAGCUGCUCAAGGAAAUGAUAAGUAGAGGCAUUACUCCAGAUGAUAGCACUUACUUUUCUUUGAUUGAGGGGCUUGGUGAAUGUAAAAACUUGGAUGAGAGUAAUUGCACAUAGUCGAUUGACAACCAGAAAGGUUUCAACAAACAAGAUGCAGGUGCCAAAUCAUUGUUGCUCAAGUUUGGAAGGUCAGUUGUUUUUAGUGGGUCUCAUAAUUGAUAUUCUUCUAUUGCUUUCAGGAUCAAUUGAAGACUUCUUUAAGGUUGGAAGUUGCAGGGGCAGAGCAAAAGGGCCAGGAUAAUUUGGAGAAUGAGGCUACCAUCAGCUCCUACAAUUAAAUCCACCCUUGUUAUUGCAGCUUGUGUGUGCAAGUAUUCUCACCACAAUAGUUGCAUUGAUUCAAUAGAUCAUAAAAUUCUAUUGUGGAUUUGUUAGAGCUCUGUGGAGCAAGAUGUUGGGCAUUUUUGGAAGCAAAGCCAUUACUUCAACUCUUAGUAGACAUUACGUAACCAUGCAAGAAGGAUAUAAUCAUGAGAACUAAGAAUAUCACCAACAACCAUGCCCCUAAGGACCCAUUAGUGGGUUUUCAUUAAGAAGUUAACCCCCUAAUUGUUUCCUGCUGGAUAUGCUUCAAAGUUAAAUUGUAAACUUAUUCAUGUUUAGAUGAGAUUAUGACCAUACUCAACUUCCUCUAUCUUUCUUUUGCUAUAGCACUAACUUUAAACCUGUUAGUUAUUCAAUCAGACCUGAUUUACUUCCUGAAAUAAAAAGGAAAAUAGUGAGGAAGAAGGGAGAAAGAAGAAGGAGAAGAAGAGAGGAGAGAAAUAGAGGAGAAGAUGAAGAGAUGGUUCGACUGUCCUUAGAAGAGAAAAAUCAGUCUCCCAGCCGACCAAAACAAUAUCCAUUCUACAUAAAGCACACCACACCAAAGAAGCUAAAAUUCUCACCAGGUCCCGCUACCAAUGUCAAGGCUGUGAGAAGUGAUGAAGAAUGUUAUUCAAGGGGAUGAUGAUACGUGGAGUCAUGGUAACUGAUUUUCUUGGGGGCUUGCUUCAUGUUAUUCAAGCCAUGUUAAGCCAACCUUGCAUUUUCACUUGAUAUUACCAGGUUAAGUCUCGUAUACUAUAAGGAGUAUUCUCUUCCAUGCAUCUCACGUUACUGAGUAUAACAAUGGGUGCACCCAUUUAUUAUAGGGUGUUGGGAGCCACAACUAAUCAGUUUUAAGUGGUGGAAGAGUUCUGCAAAUACUUGUCCUUCUAGUAGGCUUCUUUACAAUGGCUGUACUACCAUUUUUUUUCCUUUUAUUUAGGACAGUAAUUUUGUAUGCAAAUUAAAUUCUGCUACAACUUAAAGUAAGUUUGCAAACAGGUUGAUAAUAAACUGGAUGAUCUAAAGCUAACUAUCGAGUCCACAAACAAGUCGUUGCAAGAGCUUCAUCUAUCCCAGUGUCUGAUCUUCAAGUAAGCUUUUCGAGGAAUAGUAGGCCUUAGUUGAUUACUUGCCGAGUUCCCCAUGCGCGUUUUUCCCAAGUGUGGACUGAUGGUAACCAUAUAGAUAAUGUUUAUGCCAGCUAUGGCAGUUUGAUUCUUAGUUUUGAACUUUUGAUGAUCUUUUUCUGAGAAGCAAAAACUGUCUGAUCACCCAUGCUCAAGAUUAUUUUCUGAAGCGUUUGCUGUGUGUGCUUCAAGGUCUUCAAACUGCUCAUGGGCCGAGUCUGACUUCCAUGUGCAUCCGUUGUGACGGUUUGCUUCGUUUUUUUUUAUAAAAUGGAAAAUUAAACAAGACACGGGAGGGUUCUGCCCCUUAAAUCAAUAACUGCCUAGCUCUUAUUCAAGUUCUACAAGGGGUCUCUGCUACUGAUGACAGUAAUAUUUGGUUAGCUACUAGUGUGUUGCUUGGAUCCAUAUUAGCCAGUCAUCAAAGAAUGUGGUUAAUUCUUUAGCUUCUAUGUCCAGUUCCAAGGGGGAAUGAUUUCAGAUCGUGCUAGUUUGGCUUUCAAAUUUGUUGUAUUCUUUGAGUUUUCACACUAAUAUGCAAAACUAUCUUGUUGAUUCCAGUAACGAAUGAUAUAGUAGUUUACCAAAAAAAAAUUAAAUUUUGAUGAAUUCUGUAAUAGGGAAGUUGUUCCAGAUUCUGUUAAUGUAGUAUUCUUGAAGUGGGUUAAGAUUGUUAACCACAUUGACACCAGUG